Messenger RNA from Mizuhopecten yessoensis (Yesso scallop), 285 nucleotides. Its product is annotated as acidic mammalian chitinase-like. The record is from RefSeq and is a predicted model, not a curated record. Bases 51 to 284 code for a protein of 77 amino acids. Gene Ontology annotation, cellular component: extracellular region. Gene Ontology annotation, molecular function: chitin binding; chitinase activity. NCBI's taxonomy places the organism in Eukaryota, Metazoa, Mollusca, Bivalvia, Pectinida, Pectinidae. Gene Ontology annotation, biological process: chitin catabolic process; carbohydrate metabolic process. The transcript has 2 exons.
ACCAGUCACGGGGAGGGCAGUCAUUAGUCAUAAAACAGCGGACAGUCGCCAUGUCAGUCAAACUCACCCUAGUCACCGCUACUAUUCUCCUUCUCUCCCGCCAAGCCCUAGCGGGAUACCGUCGCGUGUGUUACCAUACCAACUGGUCACAGUACCGACCGGGGCUGGGAAAGUUCAAGCCAAGCAACAUCGACGCCAGCCUCUGUACCCAUCUCAUCUAUGGCUUGGCCCAGAUCACCGACAACCAGCUCGCCACCUAUGAGUGGAAUGAUGAACAACUGUAAG